Molecule: messenger RNA, 2337 nt
Organism: Ilex paraguariensis (yerba mate)
Lineage: Eukaryota; Viridiplantae; Streptophyta; Magnoliopsida; Aquifoliales; Aquifoliaceae
Source: the annotation of a GenBank genome assembly
AUGUCUGAACCAGCGAACGUUCGUCUGGUUCGUUGCCCAAAGUGCGAAAACCUACUACCAGAGGUCACUGAUUACUCUGUUUAUCAGUGUGGUGCUUGUGGUGCUGUUCUUCGAGCGAAGAAUAAUACUGUUGAGGCAGAUUCAUUCUCAGAGAAGUCUGAUGAAGAAAGGAUAAGAGGGGUUUCAGAGAAAUUUUCUGAGAAAUCGGAGAAUUUUGUCUUAUUGGAUAAACGAAUGGUGAGGCGGGAGGUUUUCAGUGAUGGGUCUGAGAAUGAUUGUAAGUCGAAUGGUAGUUCUAGUAGAUCUGAGAAGAGGAAAGAUUCGGUGAUAAGAGCUGAUAAGUGGGGUGUUGAAAAUGAUCUGGAGAUCAAUAAGAAUAUUGAUGAAUUCGGUCAUGCAAAGAUGUCAAAAGAAUUUGAGAACUUGAGACUGCAACAGGGAAAUGCAACUGGGUCAGGAAGGCGAAUGUCAGAUUGGAGAUUUGGGGAGAGAGGUGAGAUGGAGGGGAUGAGGAGGACCGAAAGGUUUGAUGUAGAGGAUGUGAGAUAUUCAUCUUCAAAGUACCCUGAAGAGAGUCCUUCGAAUUACCAGUUACAGUUAGGGUCCAGUUAUGGUUACGAUGAGCCAGAGAAGAAUAGGAAUGACUCAAGUGGGUUUAAUAAGGUGGAGUAUUAUGAACAAGAUCGAGCAGAGCUUUUGAAGAGAAUUGAUGAGCUGAAGGAUCAAAUUAGUAGGUCUUGUAAUGUAGCCGACAAACCCCAAGAAAAGGUUCCUCCAGACAGGAGGAUAGUUCAUCAGGAUCCUUAUAGUGGUUCUGAGUACUGGAUUCCUGAUGUCUCUUUGGGGUUGAAAAGAGCUUCAAUGCAAUAUCCUGCAGCUGAUAAACAUGUUGCAAGACCUCCUUAUAUUAGUCCUUAUGCAGAACCAUCUCCUUUUUCAAGUAAGCAGGAAAUGCUUAUGCAUAAUUUUUACCCUCCAAUUCAUAGAUCAUAUCAAAGUCAAGGAUUUGGCGAUCCUUUUAGAUCCCAUAUGCCAAGGAGAGUACCCCUCCAAGCACCAGGUCCUUUCCAACAGCAGCCACCUCACCCAUACUAUUCCGGGCUCUAUAUGGACAAUGAUAUGGUCCAGAAGGAUCCAUAUGAAACAUACCCACCUGAUAUGAACCCUCAUCAUCCAUCUUGCUCCUGUUUCCAUUGCUACAACAAAUACCACCAAGUUCCUCCACCUGUUAGAACUACUGGCUUCUAUGACAAAAGGGUUUCAACUGUCCCGAACGACCCGAUGUUCUCUCAUCAUGAACACCUUGGUGCAUUUGGUCCACAACAUUGUAAUAGUAAAAUUUCCAAUCCUCCUCCAUUUAAUAAUCCUAAUCCACAAUUCCAUACAAGAUGGUCCAGUGAUGUUAAUUCUGAAGUGGGUGGAUUUGUUCAUCGCCGUCCUCCAAGGGUAGUGGCGGCCCCUGGUGUGCGGCAUUGCCGCCCCAUAGCUGGUGCUGCUCCAUUUGUGGCAUGUUGCAAUUGUUUUGAAUUGCUGGAAAUGCCUAAGAAAGUUUUGCUCAUGGGAAAAAUUCAAAAGGAGAUGAGAUGUGGGGCAUGCUCUACGGUCAUCCUUUAUGAAGUUACCAACAAGCGACUUCUUGUUUCUGUUGCUGGAGAAGCAAAGAAAACUUUCGCAGAGGUUGAUAAUAGCUCUAAUGUAGUGAAGAAAGAUGGUAAUUCACAUAACCAUGGCCAUCUAACUGGGGCUAGCAUGAACUUUUCAUCCGAGGAUUAUGAUAAUUCCGGUUGUGAUUAUCAGUCAAUGGAUAGAGAACUGGUUUCAUCAUCGACAGCUCAGGGUUUUAACUCAAACAAGUCUGCAGAAAUGAAGAGCCUUCUAGCUACACCUUCCUGUACUUCUGACGAUGAGGACGAUCCAGAGAGUUUGACUGCUGCAAGAAAAAAUGCCAUCUCUGCUGAGCUGCCAAUUAAAGUUGAUGCGUCACCACCAGCUGCUGGUUCACCCCUUCAAGAUCAUUUUGACUACUCUACUAAAUACCAUCGAUCUGGAAAGGGAAAUGUGAGUGGACGCUCUGAACAGGAGAAAGAGAUGCCAAAGAGGGUUGUUUCAUGGCAAAAUUCUAUGAAAGAUUCAUCACUCGCAACUGAGAUUGAUAUAUCAUCCAAUGAGUACUCCAAUACUGGGACAUCUCAAGAUUCAAGUGAAGUGAGUAGAGGAGAAGGUCAACUGAGAGCCAACAAAAGAGCUGAAUCAUUCUUUGGCGGCAUUAUCAAGAAGGGCUUCAGGGACUCUUCUAAAUCUAGUCAAACUGAUGAGGAGGACAGUACCAAUGUUACA